This is a messenger RNA of Neoarius graeffei (lesser salmon catfish), 4673 nucleotides long. RefSeq lists its product as uncharacterized. NCBI's taxonomy places the organism in Eukaryota, Metazoa, Chordata, Actinopteri, Siluriformes, Ariidae. The transcript is spliced from 2 exons. The record is from RefSeq and is a predicted model, not a curated record. Bases 1332 to 2780 code for a protein of 482 amino acids.
AGUUAAACUCACUGCAGAGCAAAAGAUUGUGUUACAGAUUCCUUCAUCCGGUCCAGAUCAUUAGCUGUUAAAGGCUGUACUACAUGGUCAUUCACAGCUAUUUUGAUUUAAAAGAUAUUAUAGUUUCUAUUGUUCUGCUGCACAGUUUAUAGUGUGUGUGCGCGCAUGUGCACUCACACAUAAAUUAUUGUAGUAUCUUAGUCUUUAGGGAUGCAACAAUACUUCUAGUAACAUCAACAUUUAUUAAAGGGGAACGGAAGGCAAAUUUUUUUAUCAAAAUUAUAUUUAUCUCAUUUUAUUAAAUAUAGGAAUGCAUUUUUGAUAGCCGUUUUGUCACUGCUAUAGCAAGUUAUGAGUGUUUGAAAUAUGCUAUGUAAUAUAUCAGUCCAUAUGUCAAAGCAAUAGCCAUAAACGAGAUUCGUUGAUAUCUGUGCGAGACAUUGUAGGACGGAAGUAAAACGUACAGCAGAAAUCAAAGUGACCAACAUCUGCCAACGUUCCCUGUGUCCAAAAUCACUCCCUCGUUCACUACUCCCUACUCCCUAUAUAGGGAAUGACUAAUUAGAGGACUAUAUAGUCAGCUCAUUGGUAAAAUGAAAAAAAAAAAUGCUUUCGGACACUAGUCCGUCAUGCUGGUGUUUACGUCAUUACUGUUGCAAAAUUAAAACGUGCCAAAUCAGUCGGCUGGUGGGUUUUCAAAGUAAUAAAUACAUGCAUGUAUUUUUGUGAUAAAUCCAUCUUAUAUUGAGCGCAUUUCCCACAUUAAUAAAUGCAAAGUACCUGCUUCUUUCAGUUUUUUUUUUAAUCAAGGCUGAAUACUUUCUUCUUUGCCGUUGCCUUUUAUUAAAUCAAAUUUGAGACUUUUAAUUUGAUUUCUUUCAGCACAACUGCAAAAAAAAGACACACGCGCCCUCUUUCGCAUGCUGAUGUAAUCAAGCCGGAAGUUUUGUUUGUUUUGAUAGCAAUCAGUAAAGUUGGAAAAAAGUAGGCAGUAAUUGUCAUUUAAACUCGUUUUUGUGCAAUAUUUCGUUUGGAAAACAGUUUUCAAAAUGGCGGCACUGACACCUGGCUGACACUUCACGUUUCGAAGUCUCGCACAAGUCUCGUGAAGAUCGCGCGGAUAAGCGAUGCCUGCCGUGGACCAAACAAACUAAAUGAAGAGUUCAGAUGCAAAACCCUCUAAACGCCAUCUCUGUGAAAAAUGAGUUAAGGAUGUUGUGUGAAUCCUGGUUACAUCUAGCAUAUGUAAAUGAAAUAUUUUUGUAAAAAAAUAAAAUAAAAACCACUCCCCGUCUUGUCUAAAAAAUCGGUUUAAUAUCAAACCCCUCUAAAUGCCGCUUCGAUUUAGCAACAAAAGCCUCUAUAUUCAACAACCAAUCAGAACGUCACUUGGACUCGCGUGCUUUAACGCUAGUAAACAAAGUCUCAUCAAGGAAGCUGCAGCUUUAUUCAGAGGGAGAUUUCGCGAAAUGGCAGAUAAUACCAACAUGGAUUACGAUGGCAUGGAUGAACCUGUCCUCCAGACAGUGAAUAGGCGGAGAAAACGUCGCGUUGUUGAAAAUCAUGUUCGCUAUAAAGCGAAAAUGAACCGAUAUAGUGGCGAAAAUACUGAAAAUGGAAUAGCCUGCAAUCACAACAGGUUGAUGUGCGCUGCGGCAAGCUUAACUCAGAACGACCUGGCAUACUUUAAAAAUCAGCUAUACACAUCUAAAGAUAAAGUUGAACAGGACGCUAUACUUCUGUCCCACUUGGAGAUUAUGCCGGUUCAACGGAGGAGGGAACAAGUUGAUGAUGAAGACAAGAGACGGCAGAGAGACGUGACCAUCAAAUACUCCGUUCUGAAGGAAGAUAAAACAAGGGUUCCUGUCUGCCAGGCAUCUUUCAUGAGCAUUUUCUGUGUCAAGAAAGACAGAGUCCAGGGCAUUGCCAGGCACUGGCUACAAACUGGCAAGGCACGCCCAGAAAAAAGAGGAGGUUCAAGACUAAAUCCUGAAAUAACUGCCAAGAAGGAGGUCAUCAGAGGUCACAUUAAGUCCUUUGCCUGCAGAGCAAGCCAUUACGCCCGACGUGGUGCUCCAUUCAGAAAGUAUCUGCCUAGUGACCUAAGUGUUGCAAAAAUGCAUCGCCUUUUUUCGGAGCAGAAUCACCUUCAAGUGACUUACUCACUAUAUUGGAGCAUUUUCGUAUAUGAUUUCAACUUGGCCUUCGGACAUCCGGCAAAGGAUGUAUGUUCCGUGUGUGUUAAGUCCCGGAUGGCGAUGAAUGACCCUGGCUUAAAAGAAGAAGAGAAACGAGAGAAAAUCCUGCAAUACUCCCUCCACAGACGCCGUGCCCGUCAGUUCUACAAUAUCCUGAAUGAUGUGGGGGAUUCCUUCACUGUCUGCUUUGACGUCAUGGAGAACCUUGUCCUGCCGAAAUCUGCCAUAGUUCAGACGUACUACUCCAGGCAACUCUACUACUACGUCUUUGGAGUGGUGCGUCACCAUGCCAGAGGAGAAUCCCAAAGUAGGUAUGAUAUCCACCUGUACACAUGGCUUGAGUAUGAGAACGCGAAGGACAGCAACAUGAUUGCCUCAGCUCUCCAACACUAUUUCACAGCUGUAGCUGCAGACAACCUCCACCUGUGUCAGUGCCUGCGCCUGUUCUCCGACUCAUGCUAUGGCCAAAACAAGAACAUUAAUGUGCUGUCUAUGCUGUUUGGCCUCCGGUCACAGCUGUUCCCCCACCUCACCAUCAACUAUUUUUUUUCCGGUAUGAGCACACAGCUUCCUCCCAGCUGACAGGGUGUUCGGCAGGAUCGAACAAGACAUCAGAAAGCACACCACCAUUCUGCUGCCAGACGAAUACGCAUCCAUAUUUCACAGGCAUGGCAAUAUCCAUCAAUAUGGGAGAGAUUGGCAGUGCUAUGAUUUCAAGAAGGAAGCUGCCGCCUUCACCACCCAGCAAUGAUCCUUCAAAAUUAGUGACGCCAGGGUCAUUCAAAUAUGUGGGGAAAGGCUGGAUGUCAAGUCUUCUUUUGCCGGGGAUUUUACUCAGCAUUCCGUGCUGAAAAGAGGGAAGAGGUGGCCAGAGUUUGCACCGGCUCCUCUACCUGAUGCCAACUGUGUGAAGCUGGCAAAGAAGAGGGAUGUGCUGAAGCUGUUAUGUGAGUUGGGAGUGCCUGCAACUGUGCAGGAGUUUUACAAUGAUGUCUUGUCAAGUGCAGGUGACAGGGACAUUGCACAAGAUCUGGAGGAUGAGUAAAUUGUUUCCAAUGACUCUCCUGCCUUCCCUGCACACACACUCCCACACACACGCAUUCUCAGGGGCACACACACUCUCAUCAUGCAGAAUACACACACAAACACUCUCAGACGCAGCAGCUUCAUAAGCAUACUCAGAGACUACAUACGUGUCAGAUGCAUAAUUCUGUGUGUAUCACUACAUUACUACAUACCUCAUCGUCAUACCUGAGUUUGAUAAUUGUCAAUUACCUAAAACAUGUUUGUCAUCUUAAAUAAUCUUUUGUUCAUACUGUGAAUUUGAUGGCUUGUACCUCCAACUUCUUCAUCAUUUAUUUAUUUAUUAUUAAUGAGCCAGCCAGGGCGGUAAGGUGGUGUAGUGGUUAGCGCUGUCGCCUCACAGCAAGAAGGUCCUGGGUUCGAGCCCCGGGGCCGGCAAGGGCCUUUCUGUGCGGAGUUUGCAUGUUCUCCCCGUGUCCGCAUGGGUUUCCUCCGGGUGCUCCGGUUUCCCCCACAGUCCAAAGACAUGCAGGUUAGGUUAACUGGUGACUCUGAAUUGACUGUAGGUGUGAAUGCGAGUGUGAAUGGUUGUCUGUGUCUAUGUGUCAGCCCUGUUGAUGACCUGGCGACUUGUCCAGGGUGUACCCCGCCUUUCGCCCAUAGUCAGCUGGGAUAGGUUCUAGCUUGCCUGCGACCCUGUAGAACAGGAUAAAGUGGCUACAGAUGAUGAGAUGAGCCAGCCUUGCUUGAUGAGUGGCAUACGCCAAGGACAGGCUCUUGGAUCCUGAAGUAUGUGAGAGAUACCUGACACAUUUGAACACGCACUCAUUAUGCAUGCACACGCGCGCACACACACACACACAUUCUCAGGGGCACACACUCUCACCAUGCAGAAUACACACACAAACACGCAGCAGCCUCGUAAGCUUACUCAGAGACUACAUGUCAGGUGAACAAGCUGAGUUGAUGUGAACUUUUAACAUAAUUGUGUUUUUUUUUUUUUUUUUUUUUUUUUUUUUAAUAUGUAACUUAUCAUACCUGUUUCAUAAUCUUAAAAAAACUAAAAUAGUUUUGUCAUCUUAAAUAAUCUUUUGUUCAUACUAUACAUUUGAUGGCUUGUACCUCAAUUUCAUCUUCAUCAUUAACUUAUUUAUACCCAUCUAAGUUCUUUGCACUGCUGUGUUUUUAUUGUUAUUGCUGUUACUGUGUUAAUGUACUGACAUAAACUUACCCUUCUUGGCAGAACGUUGCUUGCUGCUGUAUAUUUUGUGUAUAGAUUUUCAUGUUGUUUACAUAAGAUUUUUAUAUUGCACUUUAGUUUUAUUUCAGUGUAUUUUAUUGGGUGUAGUACUUUGUAUCACCUGCUUAGAAAGUCCGCUGAUGUGAAGAAAAUAAACCUAUUGGCAUUGUGAUUACACUGUGUGGAUUUCGAAUUUCUUAAAUGUUGACAUG